CCUGGAACUUACUGGGGUUAAAGUGGCCCACUUUCUCGUACAGUACCUUACCUACAACCUGAACCCUGGUCACUUAUUUAGUGUACCCUUGUCACUUCGCCCCAAGUGAACUCAGUCCUCGAGCUCAAGUCCUGGAUCUCAAAACUCCGAGCUGUGGCCCCGCAACCUGCCGCCGCCAUGAAUAACGAGCAAUUUCGCCGAUUACUACUCGCAAACGCGGCCAAGCCAAGCCCGGACGAAAAUGGCAGCUCUCCUACGACUUCCCGCCCCGCGUCGAGCGCGCCCGUCGCCCUGGGAUCCAAGCUCCGAUCGAGCAUUCCCAUGACCCCUCGCUCCGUCGCCGGCGGUGCGCGCGUAGACUUUGCGCGACAGCUCGCCGAGCGAAAUCAAGCGUUCGAAAAGACACAAAAGAAGUUCAGGACCUCGGCGCCCAAGGGCAGCAAGUUCGCCCAGGGGUACGUGGACCGCGCCAAGACGCGACAGGAGCAGGAGGCGGACGAGCGCGCGGAGCGACUGAAGGCUCUGGAGGAAUCAUUCAAGAAGGAGGAGAUCGACCGCGAGACAUACGAGCGGCUGCAGCUCGAGAUCGCGGGCGGCGAUCUGUCCAGCACCCACCUGGUGAAGGGGCUGGACUUCAAGCUGUUGGAGAGGAUACGAAGGGGAGAGGACGUGUAUGGCAAAAAGUCGAAGUCGCCUGAGCCGGCCGAGGAGGAACAGCGAGGUGCGCCAGAAGAGGAUCCGGAUGACAUCCUAGAACAGCUCGAGUCCACCGAAGUCAGGGCGGUCGAGAGGGAAAAGGUGCAAAAGAAGGGCCAGUUCGCCACUGCGGCACUCAAUCCGGGGCAGAAGAGGACGCGGAACCAGAUUCUGGCCGAAUGGAAAGCUGCCAGGGCAGCGGCCAAGGCCAAGGAGGAGUCGAGCCUCGGUUCGAAGUUCAAGAAGAUUGGCGAGAAGAAGACACCGGGUACGAGGAUAGAGAGGGACGGUACAGGCCGCGAGGUCAUGAUCAUUGUCGACGAAGACGGGCACGAAAGGCGCAAAGUCCGGAAACUCGAUCCCAAGGCGGUGGAGGACCUGGAGAAGGAAAGGGAGAGGGAGGCCUUGGCAUCGGGUACCGUCCUCGGUAUGGAAGUACCCGAGUUCUACAGGAAGCAGCUAGAGGCACAGCAAGCCGAGGAGGACAGCAAGGAGAUAGCCAUCUUCGAUGAUGCCGGCUCAGAUUACGACCCCCUGGCCGAUCUAGAAGGGUCGGACGAAGACUCCGACGAGGAGGGCGAGGCUAAGGAGGGAUCCAAGGAGACAACAACAGCGGAAAUGCCUCCACCACCGAAGCCAGACGUCACCGCGGCAAGGAAUUACUUCAAAGAUUCCAAGACGGGUCUCACAUCAGAGGAAACGUACAAGGCCCCCUCACUAGACGACCCUGCCUUCCUGGCAGCGCUCAAGAAAGCCAAGGCGACCAGCGCGUUAGAGAAGUCAGAGGAGGAACGGAAGGCGGCGGAGCGGGAAGAGCGGCUCAAGAAGAAGCUAAAUGAGCUGCACCGAGACGAGGAGGACAUGGACAUGGGCUUUGGGUCCAGCCGAUUGGAGGACGAGGCAGACAUGGAGGAGACUAAGGUCAAGCUGUCUGCCUGGGGCGAUGACGACGACGAUGAUGAUGGGAAAGGAGGCGGCGGCGGGAAGGCAAAGCGGAAGAGGGGCGGGAAGAAGAAGAAGGGGGACAAGAACAGCUUUGAGGAUGUCAUGAAGGCGAUGCAGAGGCAGAAGAGCGGCGGAUGAUUACCUUCGCUCACGAAAUAUAAACACACAAAAAGUGGUGAAAGAGUGAACAUCAACGCAUCCUUGAAACUCCGUAGAAAGAUGGGUUCAUUGACUGAACUGCCUAAUUGGGCGAAAUCUCC
Chaetomium strumarium is the source of this 1901-nucleotide messenger RNA. RefSeq lists its product as uncharacterized. The transcript has a single exon. Gene Ontology annotation, biological process: mRNA splicing, via spliceosome. The coding region runs from base 178 to 1779 and encodes 533 amino acids. Gene Ontology annotation, cellular component: nucleus. NCBI's taxonomy places the organism in Eukaryota, Fungi, Ascomycota, Sordariomycetes, Sordariales, Chaetomiaceae. The record is from RefSeq and is a predicted model, not a curated record.